CUGACGUGUGUUUGUUCUGGAGCUCACUGCAAGGGCGAGACGUGCCUUGGAGAAUUAUGCAGUUAUGUGAUAAAUCAUCGAACAAAGGAAAUUGAAAAGGGUUGUGUGAACGCUUCGGUGCCAUUAGUGGAACGACGAUCAAUGGGCUCGUGUAUGAUUCCUCCAAUCACAGGAGCAAUGCACCACACAGUAGCAAAGGACGCAUCCGAUCUACUGAAGACCGAGUCAUGCGUAUGCGCAUCGGAUUACUGUAAUGCGGAAAAACCGCAAAUCACUGUUCCUGAGCGACAGCAGUGCCAAACAUUCGUCACUGCAAGCCAACCAGUCAACGUCAUCUCGUCAGGGAAAGAAAUCGGAGAGUUGAUGGGAGUGGCUCAAAAAUGA
Messenger RNA from Ostertagia ostertagi, 384 nucleotides. NCBI's taxonomy places the organism in Eukaryota, Metazoa, Nematoda, Chromadorea, Rhabditida, Trichostrongylidae. The record is from the annotation of a GenBank genome assembly.